AUGUCUCAUAUUCGUGAUGCUGCCAAUGUUUCCAUCGGCCCAAAACCUAAAGCUCGCUUGAAACAUCACAGCAGUGAUGACACUCUCAAAGAGCUUGUUGAAAAGCGUCACGAUCUCCGACAGCUACUUAACAAUAAUCAAUCUCUUGAUCGAACUACAUUGAGGUCAUCCAUCAACCACCUCACUAAUAGUAUCCAGAAAAGAUUAGUUGAAGUGAGGUCUGCUCAAGCUGAUCAGACCUAUAGUGAUAUUACUAACACAAACGAUUCAAGGAAAAUGUUUGAAGCAGUAAGACAUCUUCAGAAAAGUAAACCACCUAAUAACUCGAUUGGUGUUCAUGAUGAAAAUGGCUGUUUGAUUGCAUCUGACGACAUGAAAGCUUCUGUUGUUAGAGACUAUCUCGAAAAACAGCUGACUCGCAAUGAGCAACCUCUCGAGCCUUUUGAGGGUCUACCACGUGCUCUCAAUGUCCCUUUUACUGGAGUUGAAUUACAUGCAGCCACCUCUAGCUUGAAAAAUGGGAGGGCAAAUGGUCCCGAUGGAAUACCCAACGAGCUUAUUAAGUACUCUAAUAGUACAGUCCAUGAACAUUAUGCUGGAAUCAUAAACAGUUGUUUCGAGACACAUACUUUCCCCAUUUCCAUUGGAGAGGCUACUAUAACACCCUUACAGAAGCCUAAAAAACCUAUUGGUCCCCUGAAGAAUUUACGUCCACUCACCUUGUCCAAUGCAGCCAGAAAAAUUCUGUCUAUGGCUACUCUUAAAAGGAUAGAAGAAAAAGUGAACGCCUUCACUGGUCCAUGGCAGUGUGCAUAUAAACGCGCUCGUUCUUGUGCUGAUAUUGUUUGGUGUCAGCGAGUUCUACUGUCAGUUGUCCAAAGGAAGAAAUGGGAGUAUCAUCGCAUGGACAUUGAUAUGUCUAGUGCGUUUGACACGAUCAAACGCACUACGAUUCUUGAACUCCUGAAACUGUGUGGCUGUACUUAG
Molecule: messenger RNA, 987 nt
Organism: Bolinopsis microptera
Lineage: Eukaryota; Metazoa; Ctenophora; Tentaculata; Lobata; Bolinopsidae
Exons: 1
Coding region: 1-987 (328 amino acids)
Source: RefSeq, a predicted model, not a curated record